AUGACAACGAUGGAUUCAGCCAAGCCAGUUGACGAGAGCUUCACAAAGGCGCUACCAAAGGUCGAGCUUCAUGCCCAUCUCAGCGGGAGCAUCAGUCGCCAAUGCCUACAUGAGAUAUGGAAGAACAAGAAAGCAAAAGAUCCAGACCUUCAAGUUGAAGACCCAUUAGUAUUGAUGCCUCCAGGCAAAGUCGACUACACUCUUCAGACCUUCUUCCAAGUAUUCUCCAAACUCAUAUACCAGCUAUGCAACGACCUAGAAAGUCUAGCCUACGCCACCAACUCCGUCCUCCAAGACUUCCACAACGACGGAGUCCGCUACCUAGAGCUCCGAACCAUCCCCCGCGCGUCCCCCAACACACAAAUAACCCGAGAAGAAUACCUAACAACAGUCCUCGACACAAUCUCCGCCUUCAAACGCAGCACCGCAAACAAAACCCCAAAUGAACAAAUGUCCGUCUUCCUAAUCCUAGCUCUCGACCGCGGAAACACCACCGCCGCCGAAGCCGAGGAAAUCAUCGAUCUCGCUAUCGCUAACAAGUCGCGCGGGGUUGUCGGCGUCGACUUAUGCGGGAACCCGACACAGGGCGACGUCACGAUCUACCGCGAUGCGUUUGCGCGGGCAAAGGCCCAUGGCUUGGGCCUUACGCUGCACUUUGCCGAGACACCGGCUUCGGGCGGACGGGAUGAGUUGGCGGCGCUGCUUUCGUUCCGGCCUGAUCGGUUGGGUCAUGUUAUUCAUGUGCCUGAUGAUGUGAAGGCUGAAAUCGUGAAGAGGGGGCUUGGGCUGGAGUUAUGCAUGUCUUGUAAUGUGCAUGCGAAGUUGAUUGACGGGGGCUUUUUGGAUCAUCAUUUUGGGUCUUGGAGACAUGAGGAUUGCCCAAUUGCUUUGUGUACAGAUGAUGUGGGUUUUUUCUGUAGCCCUGUCUCCAAUGAGUAUUUACUUGCUGCCCAGCAUUUUGAGCUCGACCGUACCCAGCUGUUGAGAAUUUGUCGCAAGUCGGUUGACAUGAUUUUUGGUGGUGAUUCGGAAAAACAGAGAUUACGCCGCACCCUUGAUGAGUUUGCAGGAUCUAUGGGACGGGCAGAUUGGUUCAUCGCACGAAACUUUGGAAUUGAAGUCAACAUUCCAAACCAACUCCCUGAUGUAUAG
Messenger RNA from Penicillium verhagenii, 1152 nucleotides. Its product is annotated as putative adenosine deaminase. Gene Ontology annotation, molecular function: adenosine deaminase activity. Bases 1 to 1152 code for a protein of 383 amino acids. Gene Ontology annotation, biological process: adenosine catabolic process; inosine biosynthetic process. The record is from RefSeq and is a predicted model, not a curated record. NCBI's taxonomy places the organism in Eukaryota, Fungi, Ascomycota, Eurotiomycetes, Eurotiales, Aspergillaceae. The transcript is spliced from 5 exons.